Messenger RNA from Talaromyces proteolyticus, 895 nucleotides. RefSeq lists its product as uncharacterized. The transcript has 4 exons. The coding region runs from base 1 to 792 and encodes 263 amino acids. The record is from RefSeq and is a predicted model, not a curated record. Lineage: Eukaryota; Fungi; Ascomycota; Eurotiomycetes; Eurotiales; Trichocomaceae.
AUGAUUAGUAUGUAUCAGCCUGCAAUUUCAACAGGACCACGCCUCCAACUUGCGUCCAUGCCGCAAUUGGCCGAGGCGAUAAGCGGGCAAGACGACUGGACUGGGACCAAGGAUGCCGCAGCGCGUAGACGGGCACAGACUAGACUCAACACAAGGGCAUACCGAAAACGCAAAGCCCUAGCAAAGAAAGCCGAAGCAUCCAGUGCCGCAACUGGGACACUGAUAAAAUCAGAAGCAUUGGUGGAAUGCUGGGACAUCGAGCAGCAAUCCGUCUCUAUCAUCCCGGCAUCCCACCAUCUCAUCACACUCCUCCAAUUCAACGCCCUCCGCGCCCUGGCCGUCAACCGAACUCUAAUCUCGGGUAUUCUCGUCACACCGCUCGACUGUGAUGAGGAGGUUAUCCACGUAAUCGCCUACCCUACCAAGCCCGAGCUACUCCCUUCAACACUCCUACCCACCACCCUUCAACAAACGGUUCCGCACGGCGACUGGAUCGACCUGUUCCCGUAUCCCGAGGUACGAGACCGCCUGAUCCGGGCCUCCAGCACCUUCGACGAGGACGAGCUGUGGGCCGACUGUAUCGGCGGGCUGUACGAGGGCUUUCCCGACGACGAGAUCCAGCGACGCGGCAUCAUUGCGUGGUCGCCGCCCUGGGACAUCACGGGUUGGGAGAUGUCUGAAGGAUUUCUGAGGAAAUGGGGGUGGUUUUUUGAAGGGUUGCCGAGGGCGUUAGAGGCGACAAAUCGGUGGCGGAUGGAGAGAGGCGAGGAGCCAUUUGUUCAUGAUGACUAAACGCCAUAUGCAACUGUGUGAUAUUUGUGUUGUCCGCCUACUUCUCCGUCAUCGGUCGGGCUGGAUGUUUAAGCCAUUGGAGGUAUUAUUAAACCAGGGAAUG